Triticum dicoccoides is the source of this 453-nucleotide messenger RNA. RefSeq lists its product as uncharacterized. NCBI's taxonomy places the organism in Eukaryota, Viridiplantae, Streptophyta, Magnoliopsida, Poales, Poaceae. The coding region runs from base 1 to 453 and encodes 150 amino acids. The record is from RefSeq and is a predicted model, not a curated record. The transcript has 6 exons.
AUGGAGGAUUCAGACUCGGCCAUCGAGAAGCUUACCAUCGUGGAAGUCUUUCGUCCACCUUGGCCCCAUAAGAAGGCAAGUACUGCAGCCCCGUGGCUAGGGUUUCGGGCUGGGCUUCGCCGGCGCGUCUCCGGCGGCCCCAGAUGCAGAUGGAGCACGCCAUGGGAGUUCCCCAUCCACCACGGUCACCGCCGGCAAGUGCUUCUUCACGGAGAUGUGAAGGACGCCAAGGACCUGCAGCUACUCAAGCUCAUUUGUGUGUGCUUCAUGUAUAUGCUCAUGCUUUUGAUGCUGCUGGACUUUGGAAUGCAUCCGCACAGUAACUUUCUGGGUAUGCUUGCAUUCAGGUUGUCAUUAGUUACGAGAUGGUACAUCAGUGUCUCCACUCUAGAGAUGAAUAUAAUACGCCAAAACACAGAAAUUAUUCCGUUCAAAGUGAAUGACACGGUGUAA